GGGCCCACGAGGGAAGCUAAACUAAGAAAUGAUGCGUGCAUCUCUCCCUUUUCAGUCUAUCGCUCCUUCCUUUAUUCGGUUUCCUCCAUUGAAGCUUUCUUCGCUUCUCUCAACGCCAUGAAUGCGUCCUUAAGCAACACUCUCAACCACUACCACAACUAAAGAAACGUUUCAUAUGCUCUCCCUUCUCCUUUCUCACCCUCUCUGAAGUUUUCUUUCUGAUUUUCUACAAGCCAGCCCAUUCAUUUUCCCUCUUCGCCGCCUCUUUUAACUGGUCAAUUAUGUCCGACGUGUAGUUUUAGAUGUUUUAUGUUUCCCCAUAGAAAGGUUCUGAAAUACAUUGCUCUGCUGAAGAUUUUCCACAAUGGAGGGAGCUUCUCACAUUGAGCAUAUGAGUUCUAUAUCAGGACUUCUGCAUGAAUUGUGGCCCCUGGAUGAAAUUGAUCCAAAUAAAGCCAAGUUUCCAUGCUGCCUAGUUUGGGCUCCACUCCCAAUUGUCUCAUGGUUGGCACCAUUCAUUGGACAUGUUGGCAUUUGCAGGGAGGAUGGAACUAUAUUAGACUUUGCAGGAUCUGGUUUUCUGAAUGUUGAUGGUUUUGCUUUUGGUCCCGUGGCUAGACGACUUCAACUCGAUAGAAAUCAGUUGUUAAUCCAGUGUUGCUUUCCCCCAAACCUAGCCGGGCACACGUGCAAGCAUGGAUAUACGCACACCAAAUAUGGAACUGCAGUUACAUGGGAUGAUGCUCUACAUUCAAGCAUGCGGCACUUCGAACAUAAAACCUACAAUCUCUUCACUUGCAACUCUCACUCAUUUGUCGCCAACUGCCUGAAUCGACUCUGUUAUCACGAAUCAAUUGAGUGGAACAUGAUAACCGUGGCUGCUCUAAUACUGUUCAGGGGACGCUGGAUCGACUGGAAGUCGGUAAUCCGAUCAUUCUUUCCUUUCACAGUGGUGAUCUGCCUGGGUAUUGUUUUGGUUGGCUGGCCCUUUCUUAUUGGGCUGUUUUCUUUCUCCGUUCUCCUCAUGGGGUGGUUCCUGAUGAGUACUUACUGUCUGAAAAACCUGUUAGAGUUCUAGGAUCCUCAAACUGAUUUUUGAUGCUGGGAAAUAAUGUUUAACCAGCAUCAUGAAACUUAACUGAUUAUAGAGUUGUUUUAGAAAUGAAACUGAACAAUUUCUGAAGAUGAUCAAAUAAAGAGUUAAGCCUACCAAUUAGGAU
Manihot esculenta (cassava) is the source of this 1220-nucleotide messenger RNA. RefSeq names its product protein REVERSION-TO-ETHYLENE SENSITIVITY1. Gene Ontology annotation, biological process: regulation of ethylene-activated signaling pathway; response to ethylene. Gene Ontology annotation, cellular component: endoplasmic reticulum; Golgi apparatus. The transcript has 3 exons. NCBI's taxonomy places the organism in Eukaryota, Viridiplantae, Streptophyta, Magnoliopsida, Malpighiales, Euphorbiaceae. Bases 365 to 1078 code for a protein of 237 amino acids. The record is from RefSeq and is a predicted model, not a curated record.